AUGAUAAUACAUGGAGGUGUUGCUCAGGUAGCGUGGAUCGUGGAUCCCUGCAAGCGCCUCGCGUCGCCAAGAAGUGACGUUGAGGCCGCAGUCAACCUUCAACUUCAGCUCCUGAUUCUGAUUCUGCUGUCAGUGUGUAGCAUUGCGGUAUCCGCGGCUUGGUGGACCUUGGCAACCAACACCUAUCUGCAAUAG
This is a messenger RNA of Pseudocercospora fijiensis CIRAD86, 195 nucleotides long. RefSeq lists its product as uncharacterized. Lineage: Eukaryota; Fungi; Ascomycota; Dothideomycetes; Mycosphaerellales; Mycosphaerellaceae. The record is from RefSeq and is a predicted model, not a curated record. The transcript has 3 exons. The coding region runs from base 1 to 195 and encodes 64 amino acids.